Stereum hirsutum FP-91666 SS1 is the source of this 1080-nucleotide messenger RNA. RefSeq lists its product as uncharacterized. The coding region runs from base 1 to 1080 and encodes 359 amino acids. The record is from RefSeq and is a predicted model, not a curated record. NCBI's taxonomy places the organism in Eukaryota, Fungi, Basidiomycota, Agaricomycetes, Russulales, Stereaceae. The transcript is spliced from 4 exons.
AUGUCUAGUGAGAUCGAGCUUGGUAGCGUCUCUCAGGGAGGCGACAUCACACAGCCCGAAAGUAGGGAUGGGCAUGCGGUCGACGCGAAAAUCAGCGAUGCGUGGAGGGCUUUUUACACCAUUAUCCAGGACGAGAGAGAACAAGACCGACAAAGGAAUGAAAGCGAACUGAAUUUCCUCCUCGUCUAUGCCGGUUUAUUUUCAGCCGUGGUCACACCCUUCCUCAUCUUGAUCUAUCCGUUUGGACCUGACGAGGCUGCUGCCACAAGCAACUAUCUGCAUCACAUCUCUCAACAGCUCGAGUCUUUCCGCGUUAGCACUGGCUUCAUAAACUCCACGACUCAAGCAUCUCCUACCGUUGAGGACGUCGAAAAUGUAAACAUCGUGGGUGUUCUCUGGACUCUGAGCUUGCUGUGGGGCAUUACUGCUGCUCUGCAUUGCAUCGCCAUAUUGUGGUACCGCUCCGCAUUGGGUUUCUACUGGGCUUAUGAUCCCACAUCUCCGCGUAAAAAGUUGGAGAGACUCCUAGCUUUGACACCCGAGCGUCAGGACUUGAUGGUCACCAGUGCACAGUGGCCUCGUGUGUUCCUGGUCAUAUCCAUUUUCACUUUCAUCACGGGAUUACUCAUUUUACUAUCGCCCCAAUCCGAUUUCGUCAUUCUUCAGUUAUUAGCCCUUGAGCUCAACCUUCCUCUCGUCCGGGGAGAGCACUCGUCCAUCUCCCUCAAGCUGCUCAACAGACUUCAGGAAAACGACGACCUCUUCAACGGUGCGAAUGAAAAUGGGAUUGACGAGUCGGAUGCGGCUGCCGUAGGAUCGUACGCAUCCGCCUCGUCAAUCCCAGAGCACGCGAUGGAGAGGAUCGAUGUACAGAAUGAGGUUCUGAGUACUCCGGAGUUGGUGCCCGAGGUCUAUAGUGACGAGGGGAACAGCAAGGAGAAAGGAUUCCGUAGCAGGGGGGAUUCUAGGGUGGGAUUGCUUGCUGACAGAGCAUUGUCAUUUAAUCACUCUGACGGUUUUCCCGAUAUCGACGUUGAGAAUCGGCGAGCGGAUGAAGUUGAUAGUCAGGUUGCCGCGUAG